AUGCCCACGCCCUUCGAGCACGCGUGGCAGCGCUUCGGGACGUCCUGCGUCGGCGCCGGAUGAACAUCCAACGUCGCGUCGAUGGCGUGGAGAUUGACGUGUCGACUCGCCGAGCAUUCGGUCACGCACGCAGGUCGCCGGCCCGGACGGGCAUUUUCAUGGCGUCCUCAAAUGACUUCGUGAAGUCGAAUUGUUGCGUAUUAUGCGACGACCGCCACCACUUCCGAAGCCUGCGCGAGAAGUACGAGCACCUCCGGAGCAAAAAGCAUCUCUUCAACUACCUCGCAUGUAAGUUCCGCGUCGCCAAUGAGACGCCGUCGACGCGUCCCCCGCGCAGACAAGAAGCAUUGCGCCCACCUCAUGAUCGAGAGGCGUCAGCUCGAGCGCGUCGAGGCCGCGGCCGCGUUACGCCGCCACCCCUUCUGGCCGCACGGCGACAGCGCUUCCGCGUCAUUUCUUGACGCCGUCUUGCUCGACUACAUCAUUUGCUUCGGCCAAGUCCGCCGGGACGCCGUCGCGGAGGCCUGGCGCCGCCACGUCCGGAAGGAGCAGAGUUCGUUAAUAGCGCUCGCCGCCGCGCGCACCGGCUCGGGACACCUCGUCGUCGAGCUCGUCAUGCCCUUCGUCGCCGGCCGGCGCCUCGGCGACGCCCCGUUCUACGCGUACUAA
This is a messenger RNA of Pelagomonas calceolata, 669 nucleotides long. The record is from the annotation of a GenBank genome assembly. NCBI's taxonomy places the organism in Eukaryota, Pelagophyceae, Pelagomonadales, Pelagomonadaceae.